AUGGGCAAUCAAAGUAUAAAAGAUUCAAGUACACGUGCAUCGCCCAAUUUAAAAAGUCGUCGUUCAUUAUCAAAACCAUUUCUUAAUUUAUCCGGUUCACAUACAGAAUCUCCAUUAAUAUCAACAUCAUCACUUGCAACAACACAUACUAAUGUUGAUGAUAUAUCUAUUCAUAGUCAAGGUUCAUUUCGUUCAACACCUUGCAAUACACUUGCACAUAUUCAAUCUCAACAAAAUAAUAAUGGAAAUUUUGAUUGUUUAACAGCUGAAAAACGUUGGUUAUCUCGUGAAUUAUUAUUAACACAAACUGAUACAGCAUCAACAUCAUUCGUUGGAAAUAAUAAUAAUAAUAAUAAUAGCAUAACAUCAACAAAUUGUCCAUUACAUCAUCAUCGUACAAAUGCAACGAAUGAUGGAAUCUAUAUAGCUUGUCUACCAUUUAAUGCAAGUGAUGAUAAACAAUUAUCAUUAGCUGUUGGAGAACAUUUAACUAUUGUUAAUUAUCAUGAUAGAAAUCAUGAUUGGGUUGAAGUACGUAAUAGUCAAGGUCAAAUUGGUUGGGUGCCACAAGUAUUUAUUAAACCAUUAUCAUCAUUAGAUAGACAUUCAUGGUUUCAUGGAAAAGUAUCGAGAUGUGAAGCUGAGUAUUUAUUAACACAAGGAAUUAAUGGAAGUUUUCUUGUACGUGACAGUGAAACUGUUCCAGGUCAAUUAUCUAUUAGUCUUCGAUAUGACGGUCGCAUAUAUCAUUAUCGUAUAAAUACAGAUGAAAAUGGUCAAUAUUAUGUUUCAACGGAAUUACGUUUUUCAACAUUACAACAAUUAAUUCAUCAUCAUUCAAUAACAACUGAUGGUCUUGUUCAUCUAUUACUUUACCCAAUAAAUAAACAUAAAAUUCAACCAGCAUUGUUUAAAAUAGAUGAUAAAUGGGAAAUUCAACGAUCAGAAAUAGCUAUGAAACAAAAAUUAGGUGGUGGACAAUAUGGUGAAGUUUAUGAAGCAUUAUGGAAACGUUACAAUAAAGUUGUUGCUGUUAAAACAUUAAAAGAAACAAUGAGUUUACAAGAUUUCUUAGAAGAAGCUGAUGUUAUGAAAGAUUUAAAACAUCCAAAUCUUGUACAAUUACUUGGUAUAUGUACACUUGAACCACCUUAUUAUAUUAUUACUGAAUUCAUGACACAUGGAUGUUUACUAGAUUAUUUAAAACGACGACCACGUACUGAAUUAACAUCAACUGUAUUGAUGUAUAUGGCUGGACAAGUUGCUUCAGCUAUGACUUAUUUAGAAGCAAAAAAUUUUAUUCAUAGAGAUUUAGCUGCACGAAAUUGUCUGGUUGGAGAUAAUCAUGUUGUUAAAGUUGGUGAUUUUGGUUUAGCUCGUCUUGUUAAAUGUGAAGAUCAUUAUACAGCUAAACAUGGUGCUAAAUUUCCAAUUAAAUGGACAGGGUUAGAACGAAAUCAAUUUUCAACAAAAUCUGAUGUAUGGAGCUUUUCAAUUCUUCUCUGGGAAAUUGCCACAUAUGGUGCUAGUCCAUAUCCAAAAAUAGAACUUUGUCAAGUAUUUGAUCAUCUUCGAGCUGGAAGUCGAAUGGAACGUCCACCUGGUUGUCCAACUGAUGUAUAUAAUCUAAUGCAAAAAUGCUGGCGUUGGAAUCCUGAUGAAAGACCGACAUUUAAAGAAAUACAUGCUGAACUUGAAAGUAUGACCACAGUUGGAUUUAAUACUCAAGAAAAUGGUACAACAAAAGUUUUAUCUCCAAAUGAAUUUUGUUCAAAUUCAAAUCGUGCUCGAACUGGUCCAUCACUUCCACCUCCUCGGCCACCAGCUCGAACAUGUUCAUUUUCUAGUGUUACAUCUCCACCACCACCUCCACCUGCAACAGCUCAUCAAUCAAUUCUAGCACGUUUUCUUCCAUCACCACGUCCAAAAUUAUCAACUGAUCAACAACAACCAUCUACUAUUACCGAAGAUCCAAAUGAACAAACAUUACCAACAAUUAUUCAACAACAACAACCAUUACGCGAUCGACCACGAAAUCUUAAUCCCGAAGCACGUUUAUCAACAUUUAGUAAAAAACAAACACCAUUACCAAUAACAACAGCACUCCCUAAUUCAUUCUCAACAACAACAUUUGUUGGGCAUACUCAUUCAACAACAACGACAACAACAAAUGGUAUUGAACCAUUAAAUAAUGUUGUUUGUGAUAGUGUUCAACGACCAACACCACCAUUAAAACCAAAUCGAGAUGGAUCAAUAAAAAUGAAAUCAAAUAAAAAAUCUUCGAAGUAA
Messenger RNA from Rotaria sp. Silwood2, 2289 nucleotides. NCBI's taxonomy places the organism in Eukaryota, Metazoa, Rotifera, Eurotatoria, Philodinida, Philodinidae. The record is from the annotation of a GenBank genome assembly.